AUGAGUACACGAGCAGCUCGUGAUCAAGGUAAUGCUCAAGUUGAAUCUUCGUCUUCAGGACAUGUGCCGGCAACAGAUGCACUGGUACCACUGGCAACGGAGGUAAAGUCUCAUGAUCGAGAUGCCGGGGAUGAUGCUCUGUCCCAGAACUGUAAGAAAGAGAGAGGUAGGAACAAAAGAGACUCGAAGCCCUCGAGUUCCUUUUUGAGGCUUAAGAAAAAGGCCAAAGUUGAUGGGUCGUUCAGAGUUGGGGACCUUAUUACUAUAGUUGGACCACAGCCCUGUGCUAAUUUUGGGAGACGCAAUCAGGAAGAGUGCUGGAAAAGGACUGAGGCUUGUUUGAGGUGUGGAUCAUUGGAAAAUAGUAUCAGAGAGUGUCCGCAGAGGCCCCAUCAGGUGCAAUCUAUAGGUUUGGGCACUGUUCAGCCACUGAGGGAUAUAGGAUCUACUUACUUCUAUAUAGCUUGUACUAUGUCUGAGACUCUAGGUAUCUUGGUUGACAGCACUACAAGUGAGGUUACUGUACUGAGUCUUCUAGAGCAGUUGGUGAGGGUAAGUAAACUAUUUAGAGAUGUUCCUUUGGAGGUUCAAGGGGUUAUCUUUUUAGCUGAUUUGAUGGAACUUCCUUUUGGAGAGUUUGAUUUAAUAUUGGAAAUGGACUGGCUGGUUAAACAUCGAAUGAGCUUGGGUUGUGCUACUAAACGGAUGGUACUAAGAACUACGGAAGAUUACGAGGGUUGUGAGGCAUAUCUAGCCUACAUUGGUGUUUCAGAUUCUAAGGUUUCUUCUGUUAAGGAUAUCAUUAUAGUUAAAGACUUGCCGAAUAUUUUUCUUGAUGAGCUGCUUGGGUUACCUCCAAAUCGUGAAGUUGAGUUUGGGAUUGAGCUCCUGCCUGGUACAACUCCUAUAACGCCUCAAAUUUGGGCCUAA
Gossypium arboreum is the source of this 930-nucleotide messenger RNA. RefSeq lists its product as uncharacterized. NCBI's taxonomy places the organism in Eukaryota, Viridiplantae, Streptophyta, Magnoliopsida, Malvales, Malvaceae. The record is from RefSeq and is a predicted model, not a curated record. The transcript has 4 exons. The coding region runs from base 1 to 930 and encodes 309 amino acids.